AUGCCGUUAGUUACAGCAUCUCAACUUAUCAAGUUACAGUCGAAAGAAGAAAAUAUAAGGAAUAUUUGUAUUUUAGCACAUGUCGAUCAUGGAAAAACUACUCUUUCAGACUCUUUAUUAGCUUCCAAUGGAAUUAUUUCUAAUAGGCUUGCAGGUAAAGUAAGAUAUCUUGAUAGUAGAGAGGAUGAACAAGAAAGAGGAAUAACGAUGGAAGCUAGUGGAAUAUCACUAUACUUCAACAUCUUUAGAGAUUUUGUGGAAGGUCAAGAAAAUAACACAAACUCUGAUGAAUAUCUGAUAAAUCUUAUUGAUGCUCCUGGACACGUUGAUUUUACCAGUGAAGUCUCGACAGCAUCGAGACUAUGUGAUGGUGCAUUAAUUCUUGUCGAUGCUGUUGAAGGAGUCUGUACACAGACACAUGCGGUUCUCCGACAAGCAUGGAUCGAAAAUGUUCGACCUAUUUUAGUAUUAAAUAAAAUUGACCGACUUAUAACUGAAUUGAGAUUAACACCUCUUGAAGCAUAUGUUCAUUUAAAUAAAAUUCUGGAACAAGUGAAUGCUGUCAUGGGAACUUUUUUUGCUGGUGAUAUGAUGGAAGAAGAAACUAGAAGGCAUGAAGCUGAAAUGGAAAGACUUUCGCGAGAAGGAAGUGAACAAUCAGUGGAACCAUAUAAUACAUUAGAAUUGUCAUUGGAAGAUCGUGAUGAUUCGAACAUUUAUUUUACUCCAGAUUCGGGAAACGUUGUUUUUGCAAGUGCAAUUGAUGGUUGGGCGUUUAGAGUCGAACAAUUCGCUCAAUUAUAUGCCGCAAAGUUGGGCAUGAAAGAAAAUAAACUACGUAAAGUACUUUGGGGCGAUUAUUAUCUUGAACCAAAAACGAAACGAUUAUUGCAAUAUAAACAUUUGAAAGGUCGUCAAUUGAAACCAUUAUUCGUUCAAUUUGUUUUGGAGAAUAUUUGGGCAGUUUAUGAUUCUGUUGUUAUUAAUAACAAUCGAGAAAAGAUUGAAAAGAUAGUUAAGACACUUAAUUUGAAAAUUUUACCACGAGAUAUGAGAUCGAAGGAUACACAACAGCUUCCAAAUCCCGUAUCCGCGCAACAUGUGCGUCUACGAAGAAUGCUAUAUCCUAAUACAGAAAUGGCGGAAAAACCUGCGAAUGAAAUUGAGAAAGCUUUGUAUAGUUGCGAUUCUAGCGAUUCUGCACCUAUUAUUGCCUAUGUUUCAAAAAUGUUUGCUGUUCCUUCAGAUAUGCUACCAGAGAAUAAGAGAAAACAAUUAACAGCAGAAGAACUGAGGGAAAAAGGAAGGGUUCAAAGAGAAGCUCGUUUACGUGCUUCAAAUGAUCAAUCCGAAGAAACAAUUUCUGAAACAUCAACGAUUUCAUCCUUAAAUCAAACAAAUUUGGUAUCGACAGAAGCCAUUGAAGAAUCUGUUAAAAUGAAAAAUUCCUUUUUAUUGGACGAAAAUGGUGAAGUUGCUCAACCAACACCCGCAAAAGAAACUUUUAUAGGUUUUGCUCGUCUUUAUUCUGGAACUAUCCGAAUUGGUCAAAAAUUAUUUGUUUUAGGACCAAAAUAUAAUCCUGAUUUUCCAGAUAGAUUUUGUUCUGAAGUUACAAUUCAGAGUCUUUAUCUAGUGAUGGGGCGAGAGUUGGAAGCUUUACAGAAAGUACCAGCUGGUAAUGUUUUUGGUAUUGGUGGACUUGAAGGUCAUAUCUUGAAGAAUGGUACUUUAAGUAGUACUAAUAAAUGCAAAAAUCUUGCUGGCGUUGCGAUGGGGUCUUCACCAAUUGUUCGAGUUGCCCUUGAGCCUUUGGAACCAUCCGAAAUAGGAAAGCUAACUGAAGGACUUCGCUUGUUAAAUCAAGCAGAUCCAUGUGUUGAAGUUCUUGUACAGGAAACAGGUGAACAAGUAAUUUUAACGGCCGGUGAAGUACACCUUGAGCGUUGUUUACGAGAUUUAAGAGAACGUUUUGCAAAAAUCGAAAUUCAAGUUUCUUCUCCUAUAGUUCCGUUUAGAGAAACAAUAGUUCCUAUUUCAG
Funneliformis caledonium is the source of this 2041-nucleotide messenger RNA. NCBI's taxonomy places the organism in Eukaryota, Fungi, Glomeromycota, Glomeromycetes, Glomerales, Glomeraceae. The record is from the annotation of a GenBank genome assembly.